AUGGAUAACUUCACCGACGUCCUCAGUGCUUUCAAUUGCCAGGGCGGCUUCUGCACCUGCUCCAUUGGAGGGCCGGCGUAUGCCGCCGGAGCGCUCGACACGAGUGAAAUUGAUGAUCGAUGGCUUCCCCCGGAGGUCAAGGAAGACAACCUGUUCAUGCCGUCCCCGAGGUUGACAAGCCGAGACCCAGAAGCGGUCAAGGGGCAGCCGGAGCAGUCGCCGGCCUUUCUGCAGGAAAGUGUGGGCAGCACGGAUCGCACUACAGACGAGGGUGCCGAGACCCGGACAACUCUUCGCGAUGAGGCAUCCAAGCCCGUAGCCGCGGAGGGGCGCUUCGAGGAUUCUCCGGCUCGGGAGCUUGCUGAGUCGCAGCAGACUCGACCACAAACCCUGAGGAAGCACUCUACCUUCGGUAUCUCCGAUUACCAGAGUGAGUUGAAGGUUGGUUUGGCGGCACCUCUGCCGGCCAUUUCCAGGAGCACAGCUUCGCUUCCGAACUCGCCGAUAGGUGGUGGACGAGGCAGCUACCGUCGGUGCUGCUCCUGGUCGAGAUACAUUGCGACCACUCCCGAAGAGGAGGUUGCUCACAGCCAGCUCUCCAAGUUGGCUUCAAUCAUGUUGGAUGAGGCAAACGAGAGCCAUCGACAAGCGAUGGAAGAGUACUGGGAGCUCAUGCUCGGAGAUCAGGUUCCCUACGAGGUCCGCUCAAAGCGGUGGAGCGACGAUCUCGGCUUCCAGAGCGCAAAUCCCUGGACCGACUUCCGCGGAGGAGGCCUUCUUUCCCUGCGGUGCCUCCUUUUCCUUGCAGACAAGCACACUUCGCAGGCACGGAUCCUAAUGGAGGAGGCGAAGUUUCCUUCACGCGCUUGGUAUCCCUUCUCGGCCGCCGGGAUCACAAUCUGUCAACUUCUUGCUGUCCACCUGAGACUGCAUGCACGGCCGAUGCUCGGUCCAGUGAAAACGCUCCCGGCUGCGCACCCCCUGGCAAUGAAGCGCUUCCUGAGCGAGCUUGCCAAGAGCGAUCCCGUGGAGGUCUUCGCCAGCUACUGGAUGGCGGCGCUUUGCAAGCUCCACAAGGAGUGGCGAGAGCUUUGCGACCGGGAUCCAAAAGCCAACAUCUCCAUGUCCUUCAACCGCGUGUACGAAUAUGUGGGCGUCGCUGUCGAGAGCGCUCUGGCCACCAAGCACUCUGACCGCUUGCGGGUCCUCAAAGAGGUGAACGCCAGGUCCUCUGUCACCAGCGGGCACAAUUUGCUCGUUCGCGCCGAGUCGAGAGUGCUUGUCGGCAUGGUGCGGUUGGAGCACCUUUUCCUUUGUCUUGGCUACAAGCUGAAGAGUGGUCGACCUAGCUUGCAGGAGUCCGAGGAGGACUGCUAUGUACAGCCGCCUAGAACCAGCUCAAGUUCCUCCGUGGAAAGCGAUGUCUCGAUGGCAGUGCCCGAACUCAUCGACUCCGCAGAGGUCUAUCGCCUGUACAGGGGUGCUUGCGGCGCCGAGGGGGACAUCCAGGAACGAUGUCGAAUUUGGGUCGAUUUCACACGGUUGCAGAUUGCAGUUGCCGAGUACAACACCCCAGCAUCCCCUACAAAUUGCAUUUCUCUGCUGGACAUAACUUGGUGUCACUGCGAUGCGCUGGACCAGGACUCCUCCUGGCUCUACCGCAUCGACGUUUUCAGCCGGAGCCCUCCGAAAGGAGGAGCUUCUCCGACACGCCAGACAAGGCCGGAACCCAUGCAGAAGCCUAGAAUUAGCGUUGCAGGGUCCUCGACCACAUUGCAAGAAUUCGGACUCGCGCUACAAAAGCUGCUGAAGUCUCGGGACAACGAAGGUCACGGCCGCCUGUACUUCAUCCAGAAGCGAUUGUUCCAAUAUCUCUGGAGAUCGGUCCAGCUGUCAGUCAGCGAGGACCGCUUGGUUGAGGCGCAAGCAGUGCUGGCUUUCAACCUCAAUCCAAAGGAAGGCAUUGCAUAUUUAAAGCGAAAGUUGAAGAAGGACACCGAUGACGAGAUCGGUGAGUGGCUCUCCCAGGUAUGCACUGAACGUGGUGGUCUUGAUCCGACCAUGCUAGGAGACUACUUCAGCAGGCGAGAUACACUGCAGAUCUUUUGGAUCUUUGUCAGCCGCAUUGACUUUUCCAAGCAGGAUUUGGUCUCGGCACUGCGACAACUUUUCGACACUUUCAAGCCCGGAGGAGAGGGCCAAGUGAUCACCCGCAUUCUGGAGUAUUUUGCGGAGUCCUACUUUCUGCAAUGGCAGAAGCAAGCCGACUCCGCCAGCAGUUUGACCAAUUACAAGUCUUCUGACACUGUCUUUCAGGUGGCCGUCAGCCUCAUUAUGCUGAAUACAGGCCUGCACGUGGCCAGCAAAAAGCUGAAGAAGGCGAAUACAGCAGCAAUGACCUUGGAGGAGUACAUCUCCAACACAAGGCGCCUGGUAUCCGAGGAGGAGGUCCCGAACGAGGCCCUGAGGACUUGGUUCGAGGACAUCAGUUGUACAGAGAUCUCCGUGGAACCCAUGCCCCGCACGCCGUUCUCCAAGCUGCCCGUCCAGCCGAAUAUCGAGGGAUGGCUCAUUGCUGUGAUGGAGGGUGCACGUCGCUUGCGAUUUUGGGCCGUGCUGGUGCUCCAGCGCAUCUAUCUCUUUUCCGAUUCGCAGGGCGAUGUUGAUCCUGAAGAUGUCAUUGACUUGAAGGAUGUGGCAGUCGCAGCACUCGCAGAAGACAGCGCUGCAAAGAAGCGGUACACGAAUCACUUGAGUCACAAGCCUUGCUGCUGCGCGGCACGCCGGCCACCAGCGCCCUGGCAACUCGAGGCCACCAGCAGGGCGCUCGAGAUUUCGCAGCGCUCGCCGGGCCCACCAGCGAUCCUGACGAAGUCAAGUCCGACACCUCUUCGCCGGCUGGUCUUGGUGGCAGAAAGCCAGGAUUUGGCCGACAAGUGGGUGCACAUGAUCUCCUGUGGGCCCUGA
Messenger RNA from Symbiodinium sp. CCMP2592, 2967 nucleotides. The record is from the annotation of a GenBank genome assembly. NCBI's taxonomy places the organism in Eukaryota, Dinophyceae, Suessiales, Symbiodiniaceae.